Molecule: messenger RNA, 1174 nt
Organism: Mangifera indica (mango)
Lineage: Eukaryota; Viridiplantae; Streptophyta; Magnoliopsida; Sapindales; Anacardiaceae
Product: gibberellin 2-beta-dioxygenase 8
Exons: 2
Coding region: 66-1055 (329 amino acids)
Molecular function (GO): dioxygenase activity
Source: RefSeq, a predicted model, not a curated record
UUCUCUUCUUCAAUAUAAUAUAUAUCAACAUCAACUUGUGAAAAAGAAUAACAAAAGUCUGAAAAAUGAGCAAUCUUGAGUCUUACCCACCUGUGUUUCGCCACCAGAAAUUGGAGGAAACACAGAUAUAUGAUCCACUUGAUGAAGAGGAUUCAUCAGAUCCUAUUCCUGUGAUAGAUCUCCACUGUAUGGACCUCCACAAACUUGGAGAGGCAUGUAGAGAUUGGGGUCUGUUUCGUUUGGUUAAUCACCAAGUUCCUUUGACUCUUAUGAGCCAACUUCAAGAACAAGCUAAAAAGAUUUUUUCUCUAUCGUUUGAAUCCAAACAAGGGUUAUUCACUAGUCCAGUGUCCUACUUUUGGGGGACUCCUGCUCUUACUCCUUCUGGAACUGCUCUAUCAAGAGGCUCAAAAUAUAUCAACUGGGUGGAAGGAUUCAACGUUCUUCUCAGUCAACUCUCUCAGUUUCAAGCUGAUGAAGAUCCCAUGCGUCAUUCUUUCAGAGCUUUGUUGGAGGAAUAUGGGAGGCAUAUGGGAAGACUUGCGAGAGCACUAUUUGAAGCAAUGGUAAAGAACCUGAAAUUGGGUUGGGAAACAUCCAAGUCUAAUCUGUCAGAAUCCACUGGGCUUGUCAGAGUUUAUCGCUACCCGAGUUUACCUAAAGCCACUGAGGCUAUAGGCAUGGAGAUGCACACAGACAGCUCAGUUCUCUCUAUAUUGAACGCCCCGGACAAAGUGGGUGGCCUUGAAUUUUUCAAAGACGAUAAAUGGUUCAGAGUUAAGCCCAUCCCAGGCACCAUGAUCGUCAAUCUUGGAGAUAUGAUGCAGGCAAUCAGCAACGAUGAGUACAUGAGCCCCAAUCAUAGAGUGAAGGUGAAGAAGGAGGUGGAGAGAUUCUCAAUCUGCUAUUUUGUAUUCCCAGAGAAGGGCAAUGUGAUUCGAAGCUCAAACUACAAGCCUUUUACUUACAGUGAUUUCCAGGAGCAAGUGCAAAGUGACAUCAAGACUUUAGGUUAUAAAGUUGGGCUCAGAAGGUUCAGAAUUAAUGGGGAUUAAUGUUUGAGUACAUGUUGAAUUCUCUCAGCAUUAAUUUAAUCCUGAACGCUUGAAGCAUAAUUCUGCUUCAAUUCAAUAUUUAUAUAUAUAAAUAAGAGUCCUAGUUUAUUAUCUUCAAA